Molecule: messenger RNA, 1626 nt
Organism: Fusarium subglutinans
Lineage: Eukaryota; Fungi; Ascomycota; Sordariomycetes; Hypocreales; Nectriaceae
Product: plc-like phosphodiesterase
Exons: 2
Coding region: 1-1626 (541 amino acids)
Biological process (GO): lipid metabolic process
Molecular function (GO): phosphoric diester hydrolase activity
Source: RefSeq, a predicted model, not a curated record
AUGCUACAUCGCUUCUUGUUGUAUGUCUCCCUUUUAACUAGCUUCACCGUUGCUGCACCGCCAACCGAGCUAGAUACCCAUUCCAUUGAUGCUGGCUCUGGCUCAAAUGUUGGAACAGCGGGGAAUCAUGUGUUGGAACGACUUGAGCGCCGUUGUGACAAGGUUGGGUCAUAUUUCCUUCUUGUCAACGCGACACCCUGGAAAAUGACCUUGUCUAGAAACGUAAGCUACCAGAUGAAUCAAUUCAAGUUUCCCAAAACCAUCAAGCCAGGUACAUCCAAUAGAAUCUACAUCCAGGGCAAAGGCCACAAAGACGAUGCUGGUGAAGCAAGCUACAAAUUCAAAGACCUGCCUGGCGAUCCUGAUUUCGAGUUCAAAUACAAGUCCGAGACGGCUGGUAUCCGAUUCACAAAGCUUAAGACACUCAACAACAAACGAGGUUCGUUUCACAAGUUGGCAUGGCAUUGGGAUAACAACGUUCCCUUUAUCAUCGCCAGCUCUGAGAAUGAUCCUAAAAACCCUUCACUUUGGCCGUGGCUUGUUUCAAGCAACCCUCCUGAAGACUGGAUGCACUCUAUCUACCCCCGUAUCGCGUGUCUCACACUGCGAGAGCUGGCCAUACCCGGAACACACAACUCAGGCAUGUCCUGGUUCCAUAGACGGUCGUUUUUUGGCACCCCCGCGAACGCCCAAAAUCAGAAGCUCCACAUCCCAGAGCAACUAAAAAACGGUGCUCGCUGGCUGGACCUCCGUCCUUCCAAGACUGGGGGCAAGUGGGCAACUGGCCACUUUAGCUUUGGUUGGGGCAACUGGCAUGGAGGCAAUGGCGAGUACCUCGAUAAGAUCAUUGCGGACGUGAACGCUUUCACCAAGAGCAACAAGGAGCUUAUCAUCAUCAAUGUUAGCCACGGUCUAAACUCAGAUACUUUCAAAGGCAAAAAGAACGCACGUAUGACCCAGAGAGAAUGGAAUGAGGUUAUGACGAAGCUGGAAAAGCUCAACUACCGCGUCGAGAACCGGAGCUAUGUUCGUGACCUUACGAAACUCCGGGUCUCCCAACUCAUCCCUGGUCGUGCAGCCGUUAUUAUCAUUAUAGACGAUGUCAUCGAUAAGAAAUAUUACAACGGUUCCCAAGAGUCUAUCAAGCUAGCUCCAGUCGACGUUUCUGCGUUUGCAAAAAAGGGGUUCUUCCAACGAUCUCAGUUUCCUCUAGUCGACCACUACGCCGAAACAAAACCCCAGAAGAAGAUGGCCGCCGAUCAGUUGACCAAGAUGAAAAAACAUCGGAAAUCCCCAAAGUCGAAGAUAUUUCUUCUCUCCUGGAUCCUGACCCAGCGAAUGAAACCUCUCAUUCAUAAUGCCGAGAUGGCUAACCGAGCCCUCAUUGAGUUGCUCUGGCCAGCAAUGUCUGCAUCGACAUAUCCAAAUAUUAUCAGCGUUGAUGCGUAUCCUGAUAAUAGAGACUUGGCCGCACUAGCCAUGGCAAUCAACUAUCACUUUGCUCCGCUAUGUGAUAUCCAUACCCCGAGCGCUGGGCAAGAUGGCUACGGUGAGAGCUUUGAGAGGAGGCCAAAGCUAAUAGGGUCGGAUGCUCUGCCUUGGUUGAAUGACACUUAUUCGAGGUGA